Molecule: messenger RNA, 971 nt
Organism: Physeter macrocephalus (sperm whale)
Lineage: Eukaryota; Metazoa; Chordata; Mammalia; Artiodactyla; Physeteridae
Gene: UBB
Product: ubiquitin B
Exons: 2
Coding region: 153-842 (229 amino acids)
Biological process (GO): protein ubiquitination; modification-dependent protein catabolic process
Cellular component (GO): cytoplasm; nucleus
Molecular function (GO): RNA binding; ubiquitin protein ligase binding; protein tag activity
Source: RefSeq, a predicted model, not a curated record
GAUAUGUGACGCAACAGACGUUGCAUAAAUUUCGGCCCCGCCGAGCCGGAGCGUUCAGAGGCGGCUGGCAUUUUGGGGGCCUGCUGUUCCGUGGUGGGGGUGACUCUGCGUCGUUGAAUUCGCACCAUCUUCGAAUUCGCUCACAGGUCAAAAUGCAGAUUUUCGUGAAGACCCUGACCGGCAAGACCAUCACCCUGGAGGUGGAGCCCAGUGACACCAUCGAGAACGUGAAGGCCAAGAUCCAGGAUAAGGAAGGCAUCCCCCCCGACCAGCAGAGGCUCAUCUUUGCAGGCAAGCAGCUGGAAGAUGGCCGCACUCUUUCUGAUUACAACAUCCAGAAAGAGUCGACCCUGCACCUGGUCCUGCGUCUGAGGGGUGGUAUGCAGAUCUUCGUGAAGACCCUGACCGGCAAGACCAUCACCCUGGAGGUGGAGCCCAGUGACACCAUCGAGAACGUGAAGGCCAAGAUCCAGGAUAAGGAAGGCAUCCCCCCCGACCAGCAGAGGCUCAUCUUUGCAGGCAAGCAGCUGGAAGAUGGCCGCACUCUUUCUGAUUACAACAUCCAGAAAGAGUCGACCCUGCACCUGGUCCUGCGUCUGAGGGGUGGUAUGGAGAUCUUCGUGAAGACCCUGACCGGCAAGACCAUCACCCUGGAGGUGGAGCCCAGUGACACCAUCGAGAACGUGAAGGCCAAGAUCCAGGAUAAGGAAGGCAUCCCCCCCGACCAGCAGAGGCUCAUCUUUGCAGGCAAGCAGCUGGAAGAUGGCCGCACUCUUUCUGAUUACAACAUCCAGAAAGAGUCAACCCUGCACCUGGUCCUCCGUCUGAGGGGUGGCUGUUAAUCAUUCAGUCUUGCAUUCAUAAUGCCCAGUGAUGGCCACUCUGCUCUCUAGCUAUUUGCCCCAAUUUAAGAUAGUUUCAGUAAUAGCUGAACUUGUUCAAAAUGUUAAUAAAGGUUUUGUUGCAUGGUA